AUUUAGAUUUAAAAAGCGAGACGGAUUCCGUUUCUAUGACAGUCCUGAGUGCGAAGCAUCGGAGGAACAUCUGUCCGUCUGUCUCCAACGCGCGUCUCCACUUUUUCCAAGGAUGCUACAGUUACCGCAGCUCCGCCAGAGCGUGAUCGCGCUUCUCAUAUGGUUCGCGCACUUGAUGGAACAGCAGAAAGUACAAGCUGGCAACUGCUGGCUUCAGCAGGGCAAGAACGGGAGAUGCCAAGUUCUGUACAUGUCUGGGAUGAGUAGGGAAGACUGUUGUAGAAGUGGUCGCCUUGGCACAGCAUGGACCGAGGAGGAUGUACCUAAUAAUACACUCUUCCGGUGGCUGAUCUUCAAUGGUGGUGCACCGAAUUGCAUACCUUGUAAAGAGACUUGUGAUAAUGUGGACUGUGGUCCUGGAAAGCGGUGCAAAAUGAACAAGCGGAAUAAGCCCCGCUGCGUGUGUGCCCCAGACUGCUCCAAUGUCACUUUUAAAGGGCCUGUGUGUGGCUCUGAUGGGAAAACGUACCGGAACAAGUGUGCCCUCCUUAGGGCCAAGUGCAAGAGACAUCCUGAGCUGACUGAACAGUACCAGGGAAAAUGCAAAAAGUUUUGCAAAGGUGUGCGUUGUCCUGGAACCUCGAGGUGUGUAAUGGACCAGACCAAAAAUGCCUACUGUGUGACCUGCAAAAGUUUUUGCCCUGAGGUGUCCUCACCGGAGCAGUACCUGUGUGGGAACGAUGGGAUUGUGUAUGCCAGUGCCUGCCAAAUCCGAAGGGCCACGUGCAUGAAGGGACGGUCCAUUGGAGUCGCCUACGAGGGGAAAUGCAUAGACGCCAGGUCUUGUGAAGACAUCAAAUGCCGGGAGGGUCGAAAGUGUCUCUGGGACAAGCAGACAGGACGGGGACGCUGUUCGACAUGCGAGGACACGUGUCCCGAGAGUCGUCCGGGUGACAGCGUCUGCGCCAGCGACAACGCCACCUACCCGAACGAGUGCGCUAUGAGGCAGGCUGCUUGCUCCUUGGGUCUCGUCCUGGAAGUCAAACACUCGGGCUCCUGCAACUCUCUCCCUGAAGAGACGGAUGAAGAGGAGGAUGAUGAAGAUUACAGGGAUUAUAGCCAUGAAUCUCUGUUACUGACUGGAUAAACCACCAUCAACAGCUGGUCUCCAUUUAAGCACAGAGUCAUGUUCAUAUUGUACAGACGUGUACGUAUUUAUUUUCCACAGACACGUGAAAGAUGCUUAUUGUUAUAGAUGUUUAUUUAUACUUUUUUUGUCUUCUUAUUUAUACAUUUAUAGUCUGAAUAAAUGGUCUCUCUCAUCUUUCCUUUGUCAUCUUUGGAAGAAUAUUAUUUAUUAUAACAUGUAAUGUUACUCUAUGUAAGAUACAUGCGUUUUGAAAAGUGUAUGUUACAUUUUCUGAAUAAAAAAAGGCUUAAACAGUUUUCGUCAUUUCCCCAAAUGAAAUCUGCAGCAAAACAUGCAUGUUUCUAUUUAUUUUCAAUCUAAUACUAUGGAUUGGUUUACAAUCAAAGCUGACAAAAACAGCUUUCUCAGUAAAAUCUAUGUCACCAAAAGUAGUGUUAUUUAACAGAAAUCAUGUUUGAAUCAAUGCAUUGUAUGUUCUAAAAUCAAAAUAUAAAUUUUUUGCUAAUAUUUUUCUGGUUUUACGUGGGCGCUCAGACAGAGAAAUCUAGUUUAUUAUAUAUUGUGUAAAAUUAACAGUAUCAACCUUAGCAUUGUUUUCUUGCAAUAUAUUGUCUUUUUUAUUUUAGAUAUCCAGCUAUAAAUGUCUAGUUUUGUAUUUGUAUGUAAA
Carassius carassius (crucian carp) is the source of this 1817-nucleotide messenger RNA. Its product is annotated as follistatin-A-like. The record is from RefSeq and is a predicted model, not a curated record. The coding region runs from base 113 to 1147 and encodes 344 amino acids. NCBI's taxonomy places the organism in Eukaryota, Metazoa, Chordata, Actinopteri, Cypriniformes, Cyprinidae. Gene Ontology annotation, molecular function: protein binding; activin binding. The transcript is spliced from 6 exons. Gene Ontology annotation, biological process: cell differentiation; multicellular organism development; regulation of BMP signaling pathway.